Theobroma umbraticum is the source of this 1694-nucleotide messenger RNA. Its product is annotated as S-adenosyl-L-methionine-dependent methyltransferases superfamily protein. Lineage: Eukaryota; Viridiplantae; Streptophyta; Magnoliopsida; Malvales; Malvaceae. The record is from RefSeq and is a predicted model, not a curated record.
UCAUUUCGACACCAAAACCACAUCAUCAUUUAACGGUUUAAAACUUGUAAGGCAAGGAAAAAGGACAAAAAACGGCAUCCUUCUUCAUCAAAACGACAUCUUCUUCAACCUCGAUGACGACAACCGUCUCCCACAAUAUUUAAUUUAUUUUUUAUAAAAGAAAACGAACCUGCCAAUCAAACGACAUCGUUGGCUUCUGUCCUCCGCUAUCCACAAGAAACUCCCAGAACGCUAUCAGCGGCAGCGAAAGGAGAUCAGAAAUGGCGUCAUCAUCACAAAAAGGGGUAGUGAUAACGAUUCCGGUUUUAGUUCUCUCGGUCUCCGCCGCGGCAGUCUUCUUAUUCUUCCUCUUAUCUUCCCUCUCUUCUUCUUCCCCUUGCACUUGCCCUCCCUCCUCCACCGUCACUACCACCACCGCCGCCGCCGCCACCACCUACGCCGUAUCCGGCGGUUCAGUGCAGGACGACGUCGGGGAUCGGAGGGUUUCGACGAGCAGAGAGGAUAUAGAAUGGGUAAAAGAUCAGAUCCGAGCUAAUGGGUUACAUAUGCAAGAGAAUGUGCUUCGUAAAGGGAUCAAUCCUCGAACUCGUGCUCAGCAAUUGGAGGAUCUCAACAACUUUAAGGGCAUUUCACACUAUGAAGGAUCUGAAGCAAACAACCACACAGCUCUUCCAUGCCCGGGUGAGCUUCUUGUUGAAGAGCACCAUAGUAAUUACGGGGAGCCCUGGGCAGGAGGCCGUGAUGUGUUCGAGUUCCUUGCUGAGUCUAGCCACCUAACAAGCAACUCACGCGUGCUUGAGAUUGGUUGUGGGACGCUUCGUGUUGGAUUGCAUUUUAUUCGGUAUCUCAAACCUGAGCAUUUCCAUUGUCUUGAAAGGGAUGAGCUUUCCUUAAUGGCUGCAUUUAGAUAUGAGCUUCCUUCACAAGGGCUUUUACAUAAGCGACCUUUGAUUGUGCGUGGUGAGGAUAUGGAUUUCGACAAGUUUGGAUCGGAUGUUGUGUAUGAUUUGAUAUAUGCAAGUGCUGUUUUUCUUCACAUGCCUGAUAAGCUUGUGUGGUUUGGACUUGAGAGGUUGGUGGAUAGGUUGAAGCCUUAUGAUGGGCGCAUAUUUGUUUCGCAUAACAUUAAGUUUUGCUCUCGAUUAGGAGGGGAGGAAUGCACAAGGAGGCUUGCAAGUUUAGGGCUCGAGUAUCUUGGAAAGCAUAUACAUGACAGUUUGUUGUUCAAUCACUAUGAGAUCUGGUUCGAGUUUAGGCGGACUAAGGCUUAGAUAUUCUGAUAGUCUUGUUGGGAUAUUGUUGUUUGCAGUUCAGGAAGCAAGAAAUGAAGAUAUGGAUAACUUAUAUGGGCUCAUUUUGUAGCCUCUUGAUUUUUUCCGCCAUUCUCUUGCAAAGUUAACUCUGUGUUCCAUCGAUCAAUGGACGCGAAACAGAAGGCGCUGUAAUCUCAAUAGAUUUUUGUUCGAAUGGAUCAUCUGCUCGUGCAGUAUAGCGACCUUAUUUGUAUUUUUUUUCAAGAAAAGGUAGCUCUGUAACCUUAAUGUAGGUAUCUGAAACUGAUUUCAUCGAUCGGAAAGCUAAAGCUUCAAUUUUUUUUUUUUUGUGGCUGUCAGGUGAUGUAUUAGCUAGCUCAAAUUUGAAUGUUAAUUGAAAAGCAUUUUUCUAUUGAUUAAUCACUGCACAAUCUGGCUUUU